Messenger RNA from Lindgomyces ingoldianus, 889 nucleotides. Its product is annotated as CBD9-like protein. NCBI's taxonomy places the organism in Eukaryota, Fungi, Ascomycota, Dothideomycetes, Pleosporales, Lindgomycetaceae. Bases 194 to 889 code for a protein of 231 amino acids. The transcript is spliced from 3 exons. The record is from RefSeq and is a predicted model, not a curated record.
CUAUACUCUAUUCUCGUUAAUUUUGCCGUUCAUUAUGAUUCAAAUGGUGCGAUCGUAAUUGGUACUCCCAUUUGGGAGAGGCAUGGAUGAGCGGCUGUUAAAAUAGCUGUUGCUCCCCAGCCUUCUAGAAGGAGACCGAGAUCUUCACCUACCAUUAUACUGUACAUACUUUCUUGUGCGACAUAGUUUCAAGAUGAGAUUCUUCGAGAUCCUUUCUGGCCUUGCUUCAAUUUGCGGCACAGUCUCCGCACAGUACACAGCCUCAAAAUACUAUGAUAAGACCUCCGGCAUUACAUACUCUUCCAUUACGCUACCCAACGGUGUUUCAUAUCGCGUUGCACUUCCCGUGAGCUCCAAUACCUCGGAGGCAAUUCUGCAAGUUGUCGUUCCCAACAAGUUCAAUUGGUGUGGUAUGGCGUGGGGAGGACACAUGACAAAUAAUCCCCUCUCGGUGCAUUGGAACACAAAGGCGAAGACGGGACAGAAGGCCAUCGUCUCAAGCCGGAUGGCUUUUGGUUACUACGCCACUCCUGGAACUUACGAGGGUGCCACAUACACCUACCUGAAAGGUACAACAUCCAACACCACACACUGGCAAGUCACAUCGCGAUGCCAAGGCUGCACGCGGUGGUCGACAUCAGACGGUGAUGUCAACCUUGACACGAUGACGGAAACCCAAUUCGCAUAUGCGUGCUCGAGUGUGGCUCCGGAUACCCCAACCAGCAAUACCAGCACGUUUAAUGUACAUGAGCAGUACGGAAUUUGGACGCACGAUUUGACGAUUGCAAGGAAUGCGAGUUUUGCGAGUUUUGUAACGAAUAAUCCGUACACGGGGACGAAGAGGGAUGUUAAGGAAGAGGAAUAUCUGGAGAGGAGGUGGUAUGCUUAG